AUGACAUUCCUUCCCCGACGUUAUCUUCGUCCCCCACGAUCUUUUCUGCAUCCACAUUCGCGCCUCCCCAAUUUAUGUCUCGCUUUCCUGGUGUUAUUCCUACUCGAUGCUUAUUGGAUCAUCAUUCAUCUUUCCGAUCCAAUACGUACCAUCACGCCUCCUUAUUCGGCAAUUGAUGCCUCGAGUUUGACGUCAAAUGGUCAUGAAGCCCUCACAUUAUCACAUCAGGAUUCUUUAUCGACGAAGAGGAUUGGAGGGGUAGAGGGGGGUUCAUCAUCAUCUGAUGAUAUUGAAAAUGAUCAAGCCUUUUUGGGAUCUAAACCACAAUUUGGAAAUCCCAAUAAUGAAACAAUUUAUAUAGCCGCCAUAUUUCGUCGAUCUGAAUUAAUGCUCCGAGAAAAUUGGUCAUCAGCUCUCAUAUCUCUAGUUCAACACUUGGGUCCUCAGAAUGUCUAUGUCUCAAUUAUAGAAUCUGGUUCUUGGGAUGGAACGAAAGCGGCAUUGAUGGAUUUAGAUGGGAUGUUGGGUGAAGUGGGGGUAGAGAGGACGAUUGAUUUGGGUACGGAUCGUGAGGGUCAACUUGAGGAAUUGAAACAUGUACCGGCGAAAGGGGAGGAUAGAAAGGAUUGGUUGUAUACGGGGAGGAAUGAGAGUGAAAGUGGGUGGGAGAUGAGACGGAUACCGUAUUUGGCGAGGUUGAGAAAUAAGGCUAUGGAUCCUUUGUUGAGAUUGUGGGAUGAGGGGAGAGGGAGGAAGUUUGAUAGGGUUUUGUGGAUUAAUGAUGUGAUUUUUACGACCACCGACGUAACCACUCUCCUCUCCACCAACAAUCACUCCUACGCCGCAGUCUGCGCUCUCGAUUUCUCCCAUCCCUCCCAAUAUUACGACACAUUUGCCCUACGGGAUUCCCUAGGUCGAAAAACCGCCUCGCUUUCCUGGCCCUAUUUUUACGCAUCGCAAUCUCUGGAUGCGUUGAAAAAGAAUGAGCCCGUACCAGUCAAGAGCUGUUGGAAUGGAAUGGUAGUUUUCGAUGCAGGGGCCUGGUAUCCUCGAAAUUCAGAAGAAGAUGGAGGGAAAAAUAAAUUUGAAGGACUGAAAUUUAGAGGUGUAUCGGAUUCCUUGGCUAAAUAUCAUGUAGAGGGUAGUGAAUGCUGUCUGAUUCAUGCGGAUAAUCCAUUGAGGGAUGUGAUGGGGGUUUGGGUUAAUCCAAAUGUUAGGGUGGCGUAUAAUAAGGAGACGUAUGAGGUGGUUAAUUCGGGAAAGGGGUGGCCGGGGAGGUGGAAAAGUGUUAAGGGGGUGUGGGGGGUGAGACUGGGGUGGGCGAGGGAAUGGGGGGCGGGGUGGAUGGAGAGGGGGGUGGUGGACCGGAGGGUGAGGAUUUGGGUUGGGGAGGGGAGAAAGGGAGGAGAUGCGGAUGAGGAGAUGAGUGAAGAAAGAGAGGAAAAGGGGAUGGAAUGCUUGAUCAAUGAAAUGCAGGUCUUGUUUCAGAGUGGAUGGAAUCAUAUUUGA
This is a messenger RNA of Sclerotinia borealis F-4128, 1509 nucleotides long. The record is from the annotation of a GenBank genome assembly. NCBI's taxonomy places the organism in Eukaryota, Fungi, Ascomycota, Leotiomycetes, Helotiales, Sclerotiniaceae.